CAACGCCAGACGGCUCAAUCUGCAGCAGCCAGGAAGCGUCCACACCAACACGGACCUCUUCAGACGGACUUCCAAUACCGUGUCAUUCAUCCCCAGCGAUACAGUCUAGGAGAACCUCAGCAUCGCCAUCGACUCGCGAGCGCUGGAACUUGCGCGGCUUGACUAAGGUGUCGUCGCGGAGUGGCGCUUGACAGCAGGCGAUAUGUGAGAGCCUCACUGAGAGGGCAAGGCCUGUCCGAGAGCGGCCACAAGGGCACUGUCAACAGGCGCCGAGGGCCGAGGGGGGGCUUUGUGUCGGAUUGGGUUCAAGCUCCCCAUUUGACCAGAUGGGAAGCUGUAGAUAUGUUGUCGAUAUAGAGAGUGAGAGCAAUAGCUGCGUGUGUUGUGUGAGGGCGGUGGACGCGAUGGAUAGGAGUGGGCUGUCAUCUGCACCAAAGGCGGCGCCAUCACUGCCACAAAAUGGAGGGCUCCUGGCCGUCCUGGCGGGGAUCUGCGAGCCCCUGAUCCCGGCCGCCACGAUAUCAAAUCUGCUUUUCAGACUGCUACAGGGCUUCUGUCUCCCAAAGGUGUCCAUCUGGUUCGACCAGCAGUGCGAAGGAGCACCGAAAGCCUCAUUAUCUUUUGUCUCGCUCACCGUCCGCACCAAGGGGCUCGUGGCGCCAUCAUGACGUCAUUGCCAGCCCUCCCAGGGGCGGGGCUGUCAUCCGCGAUGGCUCAGGAGCUGGAAUCUGCCACCCAUAGCAAGAUGAAGGCACUCGAGGCCUUCAUCUCAAGGUCAGAUCACCGAUUCGGUGGACUCAGUGGUGCACUGCAAUGGUGUGACGUGUCAUGAGGCUCUGUUGGGCUGUCCUGGCGCAUGCAUGGCCAUCUGUGACAUCACAUAGAUGCGCAUUCCAAUGGGCCCCAAAGCAUUUGGCCGUGUGUCAUCUCUGUGUGUGGUGCAGGUGCAACAGUGAGGGUUCUGGCGAUCUCAUGGUGGUCCGUUCGGCGAUAUUCGAAGCUCUCGAGGUGGAAAAUCUCGUCCAAGGCACCCUCAGCUCGCAGCUGGCCCAUCCCAAGGCCAAGAAGACCACCACGCAGACCCCGUUCCUGCGCCUCUCGCCGUCCAGCAGUGGAGGCGGCACAUACGAUGCCGUGACGGUGCUGCGGGACAUCUCGGUGGCCGCGUGGGGCCGCACCAAGGGAGGCAACACGGCCAUUCAGCGGGAGGUGGCCGACAUGAUUGAGAAGAGCCGGCGGCCCGACCCUCAUGGCGGGGGCUAUCCCGUUCACCUGGGAGUGCUGGUCGAGGCGAUGCUCGACAGGCUCAAGUGCAAGAAGACCAUUCGGUGAGGGUCACAAUGGUGGGCGGAUGGCGGGAUGCUGUAUGGUCCUCUGGUGUGAUGUGUUGUGUGCAGGUAUGUGUUGGUGACCCAGUGGGACAUGUUGCUCGCCAACUUGCCGCUGUCGCUGCUGGAGAGACUGACCACCGACUACCGGUCUAAGCUGGCCAUCAUAGGUACGGCGGUGGCCAUUGAGCCGCAGCCGCACACACACACACACACGCCACCACGCCGAUCAGCAAUCAGAGCCCAUACGUGCAUCUCGUCUGCCCGUCCCUUGAUGUGCCUUUGCAGGUCUGCAGACUGUGUCGGACCAUAGCAGUGGAGCCAUGACGCUCGGAAGCUCACACGGUACGCAAGCUACUGCUGGCCCUUACUUGGCAAAGCACGUUUGUAUGUGUCUCCCUGCCUGUCUGCAGGUUCCCCCAAGUACCAGGUCCUCCCCUUCGCUGACAUCGCACUCCCCCCCGCCCCCACCCACCGCCACCCCAAGAAGACCCGCACCAGGGCCACCAAAGCGUCUUCCAGCACCCUCGCACCCAACGUCACGGCGCUCGACGACCGUUCCGCGGCGGAUGGUGAGGAUGACGACGAUGACCUGUACGAGCCGCGCCCCGCCAGACGGGCCGGCGGCAAGUCGUCCAAGGCACAGACGCAGGGCAAGGGCGAGGCGCCCCGACUGCGCAUGGAGAGGGGGGCGACGAAUAGCCACACGCUGUGUGUCGAGAUGGAGCUGGGAGGCUAUGGGCAGCAGAUGGGGUUCGGUGAGGGUGAGGGCAUGGACUUGUGUGACAUGGGGCAAGGGAUGCUUAGCGGCCUCGUCGAGGGCACAUUGCUGAAAGACACUGCAGCGGCGAAGGCCACCAGGUCAGACAGAGGCGCACACACACAAAGAGACACACACGAGAAUGGGCGCCUGCCUUGGUCCUUGUUCAGUGUCUCGCUGUUUGAGUUGAAGAAGGAUCACCUCCCUCCGGGCAUCCCUGUGCACGGCCACAGCACCAUCAAGGAUAACACGGGCAAUGGGCCCGGCACCAAGUAGGCACCGAAGGGAAGGCCCAGCUGCAUCGCCGGCCAUCGCUGAAUACAUGUGUGUGUUGAUUCAGGGCUUGUCUGGCGCACCGGCUGCGUAUGUCGAAGGUCAAGGCGCCAGCCCCCCCGCCCCCGCUGGACAGGUAUAUGUGUGCACCUGCAGCCAGCAGACACACGAGACACCACAGCUAACCUCCCUCCCUGUCUGUCUCUGUUUGUCAGUCGCCGGCCGGGCACACUUUCGUCGGCCGAGGCUCAUGGCACCGACCCUUCGCCCCUGCUGCUAUCCAAGACGAUAUCCAAGACGCCGUCCUUCCCGGCGGACGACAGCCAGGGGGACAACAGCACGCCGCCAAAGGAGGACAGCAAACAGGUGCCAGAGGAGCACAACGAGUACAGUCGCACCGCUCAAGGGUACGCUGACAGGCAGUCAGUCAUGGCAGCCGAGGACGGAAGCCACAGCGACGCCCGGCCAUGUAUGUGUCUCCUUCCUGUCUGCCUGUCUGUCUGUCAGGUCUGUGAGGAAAUCGUUGGCGGCGGAGCUGCGGCGCUCGCGCAAGGUGCUGUCGACGCAUCCCGUCCACACAGCCAUCGCCACCGCAUCGCCCCCCGCCAUGAUGACCAUCGAGCACAGGUGGGCAAAGGGAUGAAAGGGGCAACACUAUCGAUCCAUCAGACGUCAACUUGUUCUCUGUGUCUCCCCACCUUCAUGCAGCCCGGUACCUUCACCCCUCCUGCCGUCGCCCACCGUCUCCCAGCACCACCGCUAUCGGCUCUCCUCGCCCCCCAACCCACCGCAGGAGCCGGACCCCUUCGCCAGCGGCCCCAAUACCCACGGCAUGGUGCUGCGACAGAACCGCAAGAAGCGCACCCGCAGCCCCCUCCCGUCACCCAGCCCCACAGACAGCGACCACCAGCCCCUCCCAAAGGCCAAGCGUGCCGCCGCCCUCCGCCCCAAGUCUCAUGAGAAGGACGAGACGCCGCCCGUCUUCGGUGGCCUGGGGGAGGAGGUGCUGUGGGGGCCGUGGAACAAGGGCCGGGAGGGCGAGAUCGUCAAGACAACAGAGGCGGCGGGCGGCCAUGACGCGUUUCCCAAGAGGAAGAGGGCGCCGCGCGGCAAGGGGAAGAGCCGCCAGACGCUCAAGUGGAACGACCCCCCAGUGCUGGGCCGCCUGCAGAAGAAGAUGGAGGCCAUCAGCCGUGCAUCUGAUUGGCAGUGCCGGCUGGACCUGGCGCGGUGCCGCCUGGCCGCAGAGGAGGACCCCUCGGAGGGCGGCGGCGAUGGUUGUGAGCCGAUGGACAUCGACGAGGGGGCGGGUGCCGCUGGGGGUGCUGACGAUGACCGGGAAAGCCUGGCGGAGUGGCUGGGCAGGGGGGCGCACAUCAUCAUGGACUGAGAGAGACAGAGAGACAUGGAUGGAUGGAUCUGUGUGCUGAUGGGGGAAGGGGAUGUAUAGCAGCCGGGUGGUUGGAUGACGUGUGAGGAUGAGACGGUGGUGGCGGGAGUUGGAUCCUGUGGCCACUGGAGAGCAGCUGCUCCCUGCUUGUACACUUUGAUUCGACCUGCGGGACAGCAGACACCAACGUGUGGCGGACCGACCGAUACGUGCCAGGCCAUGCCCACACGUGAACGAGA
Messenger RNA from Vitrella brassicaformis, 3990 nucleotides. The record is from the annotation of a GenBank genome assembly. NCBI's taxonomy places the organism in Eukaryota, Vitrellaceae.